GAACGUCUGCAUGUGCACUAGAUAUUUCAGAGCUGUACGUUCUUUUAUCCAAAUGCCAACUUCAAUUUCGGCUAAAGGCCCGCUUCAAAUUCAUUGGAUUUAGCUCCACUGCAAUCCAUGCUGUCCAUCAAGUGGCCAGUGAAUUAUAUAUCUAGUGAACCAAGAUGUUGCAAAACUGGAGUCACAUGUACAGCUACUACUACCACUGAGGAACCUGUUGAGAAGUUGAAGCCAGACAGCCUUUUCAUUGACAAGCGUGGCAAAUUGAGAAGUUUUAAUCGCAAAAGGGUUUCUAGACAAAAAGGGGGCUCUCUAAGGGGCAAAGGAUGGCAAUAUGGGUCUGGUUUUGUUGAUGGGAUAUUUCCAGUGUUGAGUCCCAUUGCUCAGAAGGUUUUAAAUUAUGUACGAAAGGAAGUGGAUGUACAUAGAGUUUGGAGUUCUUUAGACACUCUUCCUCAUUCUAAUAAUACAUGGGAUGACCUAAUCAAUGUAGCUGUUCAACUUUGGCUUAAUAAACAAUGGGAUCCAAUUAUACAGGUGUGCGAAUGGAUAUUGUACAGGAGCUCUUUCCAGCCGGAUAUCAUUUGCUACAAUUUGCUUAUAGAUGCUUAUGGGCAGAAAUCACUUAUUAAGAAGGCAGAAUCCAUAUAUGUAGAACUCCUUGAAGCUCACUGCAUUCCUACAGAAGAUACUUAUGCUCUUCUUACAAAAGCUUACUGCACAUCUGGCCAGCUAGAAAAGGCUGAAGCCAUCUUCACUGAGAUGCGACAACAUGGCCUUCCCCCAAGUACAGUAGUAUAUAAUGCUUAUAUUGAUGGUUUGAUGAAACUAAGAAAGGCACCAAAAGCUCUUGAGAUCUUUCAAAGGAUGGAGAGAGAUCACUGCCAACCCUCUACAGACACUUAUACAAUGCUGAUCAACUUAUAUGGGAAGGUGAAAUCUUAUACUUGGUUUAUCAUGCCUCUAGAUCCAUCAUCUUUUGGGGUCAUACCUCUCGAUGCCAUCAUCUUUUGGGAAUUUAAAUCAAGCUUUUCCACUUUGUCAGUCUCAAUUUGUUCCACCACUAGGGGAAUUAAUUCAGCAGAGAAAAAAUUUCUAAGAUUUCAUACAUGUAAAUUGAAGUAGUCAGACAAGGACAAUCCAUCUACUGCUGGUAAGUAGCAAGAUAAUCCAAAUUAGAAGAUGCAAUGCAUGUCUAUUGGAAGAGAGAUGCCAAUUAAUGAGGAAUUUGUUUAAUACCCAUAGUUGUUAUUUGAU
Molecule: messenger RNA, 1257 nt
Organism: Coffea eugenioides
Lineage: Eukaryota; Viridiplantae; Streptophyta; Magnoliopsida; Gentianales; Rubiaceae
Product: pentatricopeptide repeat-containing protein At2g35130-like
Exons: 5
Coding region: 118-1125 (335 amino acids)
Molecular function (GO): protein binding
Source: RefSeq, a predicted model, not a curated record